Molecule: messenger RNA, 171 nt
Organism: Symbiodinium sp. CCMP2456
Lineage: Eukaryota; Dinophyceae; Suessiales; Symbiodiniaceae
Source: the annotation of a GenBank genome assembly
AUGCAGGGCAUUGCCAAGCCCGUUUCAGUCUACGCUCUGGCGUCCACCGGCGUCGCGCAGAAGAUUCUGUCCCGGCCCUGCGAGGAUACCAUCACUGUCACCGUGACCUGGAAGAACAGCAGCGGGUCGCAGGGGCAUGCCCUGUACACCUCCUCCUGGACGGCUAGCAAG